Molecule: messenger RNA, 654 nt
Organism: Didymosphaeria variabile
Lineage: Eukaryota; Fungi; Ascomycota; Dothideomycetes; Pleosporales; Didymosphaeriaceae
Product: Superoxide dismutase [Mn], mitochondrial
Exons: 4
Coding region: 1-654 (217 amino acids)
Biological process (GO): superoxide metabolic process
Cellular component (GO): mitochondrion
Molecular function (GO): superoxide dismutase activity; metal ion binding
Source: RefSeq, a predicted model, not a curated record
AUGUCUGCACCAUCGUACUCGCUACCUCCUCUUCCAUAUGCCUAUGAUGCACUCGAACCGCACAUUUCGAAGCAGAUCAUGGAACUGCACCAUGGCAAGCAUCAUCAAACAUACAUCACGAACCUGAACGCAGCGUUAAAGACGCAAGCUGAAGCCGUGCACACGGCCGACAUCACUUCGCAGGUCGGUCUGCAAGCCGCUAUCAAGUUCAACGCCGGCGGUCACAUCAACCACUCGCUCUUCUGGCAGAACAUGGCGCCCGCCUCUUCCGCCGAGGCUAAGACCUCUGCAGCACCAGAGCUCAUCAAGCAGAUCAAGGCCACAUGGGGCGAUGAACAAGCCUUCUACGACGCAUUCAAGACUACGCUGCUGGGCAUCCAAGGAAGUGGCUGGGGAUGGUUGGUCAAGGUUGAGACGGGCAAGGAACAGAGACUGACCAUUGUGACGACGAAAGAUCAGGACCCUGUUGUGGGGAAGGGUGAAGUGCCCAUUUUUGGCAUCGACAUGUGGGAGCAUGCGUACUACCUACAGUACCUGAACGGCAAACCGGCGUAUGUAGAGAAUAUCUGGAAGGUGAUCAACUGGAAGACGGCCGAGGAGCGGUUUUUGGGUACGCGUGCGGAUGCUUUCAAGGUGCUUAGGGCAUCCAUCUGA